Messenger RNA from Trypanosoma theileri, 333 nucleotides. RefSeq lists its product as uncharacterized. NCBI's taxonomy places the organism in Eukaryota, Euglenozoa, Kinetoplastea, Trypanosomatida, Trypanosomatidae. The record is from RefSeq and is a predicted model, not a curated record. The coding region runs from base 1 to 333 and encodes 110 amino acids. The transcript has a single exon.
AUGGCCCGACAGUCUCUUUACGCUAUGGAAUUAGCCGCAAGAAGUGAGGACUGUGAAUGGGAAUGGUGUGUGCAGUCACACUUCAAAGGAUGUGCAUACACUGAUAGUGACCCACAUCUACACAAACAACAGAAUCAACAACAACAGCCGGAACCGUUGCUACUGAGUAUGAAAGAGCAGCGGUGUCGAGAUGCAUUGUUGCGUGAGAUUGAGCGACUCACACGCCUAAAAACAGCUGUGCGGCACGAGAUGCACGAAAUGCGUCUGCAAGGCAUCACACGUGAAAAAUGCCUUGAGGCAACAAUUAGAAGCAUUGCGAAUAGAGUCUGUUAG